Zasmidium cellare ATCC 36951 is the source of this 7104-nucleotide messenger RNA. RefSeq lists its product as uncharacterized. Bases 1 to 7104 code for a protein of 2367 amino acids. Gene Ontology annotation, molecular function: metallopeptidase activity; U5 snRNA binding; U2 snRNA binding. The record is from RefSeq and is a predicted model, not a curated record. The transcript has 3 exons. Gene Ontology annotation, biological process: spliceosomal tri-snRNP complex assembly; mRNA splicing, via spliceosome. Lineage: Eukaryota; Fungi; Ascomycota; Dothideomycetes; Mycosphaerellales; Mycosphaerellaceae. Gene Ontology annotation, cellular component: catalytic step 2 spliceosome; U5 snRNP.
AUGUCAGGUCUACCACCACCACCGCCCCCGGGCUGGGCACCACCGCCUCCUCCGGGAGCUCCACCAGGCUUCUCAGCCAGCGGCGCACCACCUCCGCCGGGCUACAAACCACAAGCAGACCCGCAAGCUGCGAAGCUGCAAGAGAAGAAGCAGAGAUGGAUACGGCAGCAGAAGCAGCGUUUCGCGGAGAAGCGCAAGGGAGGCUUCGUAGAGACCCAAAAGGCAGACAUGCCGCCUGAGCAUCUGCGCAAGAUCGUCAAAGAUAUUGGAGAUGUGUCGCAAAAGAAGUUUAGCAGUGACAAGAGAAGUUAUCUGGGUGCGCUGAAGUUCAUGCCCCAUGCAGUGCUGAAGCUGUUGGAGAACAUGCCGAUGCCGUGGGAGAGCAGCCGAGAUGUCAAGGUGCUGUACCAUGUCAAUGGCUGCUUGACGUUGGUCAACGAGGUUCCCAGAGUUAUCGAGCCCGUCUUCCAUGCACAAUGGGCGACCAUGUGGGUGGUCAUGCGGCGCGAGAAGAGCGAUCGACGACACUUCAAGCGCAUGCGGUUUCCACCUUUCGAUGAUGAGGAGCCGCCGCUUUCUUGGAGCGAGAACAUCGAAGACGUGGAGCCCUUGGAGCCGAUCCAGAUGGAGCUGGACGAGAACGAAGACGAGCCAGUUUUUGAGUGGCUUUACGACCAUCGCCCACUCUCCGAUACCAGCCACGUCAACGGUCCUAGCUACAAGGAGUGGAACUUGAACAUUUCUCAGAUAGCAACUUUACACCGGCUCAGCAAUCCUCUACUGUCUGAUAUCAACGACCGCAACUACUUCCAUCUCUUCGACAUGCCGGCGUUUGCAACAGCGAAAGCUUUGAACGUCGCCAUUCCCGGAGGACCACGCUUCGAGCCACUCUACAAGGACAUCGAUCCAAACGACGAGGAUUUUGGCGAAUUCAACGCAAUCGACCGCAUCAUCUUCCGUGCGCCGAUUCGCACAGAAUACCGAGUUGCCUUCCCAUACCUGUACAACAGCUUACCACGUAGCGUCAAGCUGGGGACCUACAGCUACCCGCAGACCGUCUACGUAAAAACCGAAGACCCAAGCCUCCCUGCCUUCUACUUCGACCCAGUCAUCAACCCCAUCUCAUCGCGGUCAGUCGCCCCGAAGAACCUCUCAGUCAGCCACGAAGACGAGAUCUUCGGAUACGGCAACAAUGAAGAGCCUGAUGAAGAGGAUGGCGGGUUCAGCCUGCCUGGGGAGGUUGACGCUUUCAUGGAGGAUGAGGAUCUUUUCAAUGACGAGACUGCAUCAGCGAUUGCACUCUGGUGGGCGCCGUACCCCUUCGACAGGAGAUCAGGCAAGAUGGUCCGAGCUCAAGACGUUCCAUUAGUCAAGCAGUGGUAUCUUGAGCACGUACCUCAAGGCCAGCCCGUCAAAGUGAGAGUGUCCUACCAAAAGCUCCUAAAGACAUACGUCUUGAACGAGUUGCACAGGAAGCCGCCGAAAGCACAGAACAAGCAGAACCUUUGCCGAAGCUUGAAGAGCACCAAGUUCUUCCAGCAGACCACCAUCGAUUGGGUGGAGGCCGGUCUGCAAGUGUGUCGCCAAGGUUUCAACAUGCUGAACCUCCUCAUCCACCGCAAGAACCUGACGUACCUUCAUCUUGACUACAACUUCAACCUGAAGCCUAUCAAGACCUUAACCACCAAGGAGCGCAAGAAGAGCAGGUUUGGAAACGCAUUCCAUCUCAUGCGAGAAAUUCUCCGCUUGACGAAGCUCAUUGUCGACGCUCAAGUGCAGUACAGACUGGGCAACAUUGAUGCCUUCCAGCUCGCGGACGGUAUCCUUUACGCCUUCAACCACGUCGGCCAGCUGACUGGUAUGUACCGAUACAAGUACAAGCUCAUGCACCAGAUUCGAUCUUGCAAGGAUUUGAAGCACUUGAUCUACUACCGCUUCAACUCUGGGCCCGUUGGCAAGGGUCCUGGCUGCGGCUUCUGGGCUCCAGCUUGGAGGGUGUGGCUCUUCUUCCUUCGUGGCAUCAUCCCACUUUUGGAACGAUGGCUUGGAAAUCUGCUCAGCAGGCAGUUCGAAGGUCGUCACUCGAAGGGUGUCGCAAAGACUGUGACGAAGCAGCGUGUGGAGUCGCACUUCGACCUCGAGCUCCGUGCCUCCGUCAUGGCUGAUUUGAUGGACAUGAUGCCAGAUGGUAUCAAGCAGAGCAAAGUCAACACAGUGCUGCAGCAUCUGUCAGAAGCUUGGCGAUGCUGGAAGUCGAACAUUCCUUGGAAGGUGCCUGGUCUGCCCAAGCCAAUUGAAGACAUCAUCCUCCGAUAUGUCAAGUCGAAGGCUGAUUGGUGGGUCUCUGUUGCUCACUACAAUCGUGAGCGCAUCAGGAGAGGUGCGACCGUGGACAAGACUGUCGCUAAGAAGAACCUGGGUCGUCUCACUCGACUGUGGUUGAAGGCUGAGCAAGAGCGUCAGCACAACUACCUGAAAGACGGUCCAUACGUCAGCACUGAAGAGGGUGUCGCCAUCUUUACAACUGCUGUGCACUGGCUGGAGAGCCGCAAGUUCCAGCCAAUCCCAUUCCCGUCUGUCAGCUACAAGCAUGACACAAAGAUUCUCAUUCUGGCCUUGGAGAGACUCAGAGAAGCGUACUCGGUCAAGGGUCGUCUGAACCAGAGCCAGCGUGAAGAGCUUGCACUCAUCGAGCAGGCCUACGACUCUCCUGGUACCACCUUGGCUCGGAUCAAGCGUUUCCUGCUCACGCAGCGCUCGUUCAAAGAAGUCGGCAUUGACAUGAACGACAACUACAGCUCCAUCAACCCAGUCUACGACAUCGAGCCCAUCGAGAAGAUCACGGAUGCCUACCUUGACCAGUAUCUGUGGUAUCAAGCUGAUCAGCGACGACUGUUCCCACCUUGGAUCAAGCCUUCGGAUUCUGAAGUUCCGCCGCUUCUUACCUACAAGUGGGCGCAAGGCAUCAACAACUUAUCGAAUGUCUGGAGUGUGGACGAAGGCGAGUGCAACGUUAUGCUCGAGACCAGACUCGACAAGGUCUACGAGAAGAUGGACAUCACCCUCCUCAAUCGGCUGCUGCGCUUGAUCAUGGACCACAAUCUUGCAGACUACAUCUCAAGCAAGAACAACGUCCAGCUCAACUACAAAGACAUGAACCACACGAACGCCUACGGUAUGAUUCGUGGCCUUCAGUUCAGCGCCUUCGUGUUCCAGUACUACGGCUUGAUUAUUGAUCUGCUGUUGCUUGGACUCCAACGUGCUUCGGAAAUGGCAGGCCCACCAAACGCGCCAAACGACUUCUUGCAGUUCAGAGAUAGGGCUACAGAGUCCAGACACCCCAUCCGACUGUACACCCGGUACAUCGACAAGAUCUGGAUCUUCUUCCGCUUCACUGCGGACGAGUCAAGGGAUCUCAUCCAGCGCUUCCUCACUGAGCAGCCUGACCCGAACUUCGAGAACGUUAUCGGCUACAAGAACAAGAAGUGCUGGCCUCGCGACUCUCGCAUGAGGCUGAUGAGGCACGACGUCAAUCUGGGACGUGCAGUCUUCUGGGACAUGAAGAAUCGUCUCCCUCGCAGCAUCACGACUGUCGAGUGGGACGACACAUUCGCCAGCGUCUACAGCCGAGACAACCCCAACUUGCUCUUCGCCAUGAACGGAUUCGAAGUUCGUAUUCUGCCAAAGUGUAGGAACAUGAACGAUGAAUUCCCAACCAAGGACUCAGUGUGGGCGCUCGUUGACAACCAGACCAAGGAGCGAACGGCGCAUGCUUUCUUGCAGGUCACAGAAGAGGACAUCGCCAAGUUCAACAACCGCAUCCGACAGAUUCUGAUGAGUUCUGGCAGCACCACCUUCACCAAGAUCGCCAACAAGUGGAACACCACUCUUAUUGCACUCUUCACUUACUAUCGUGAGGCUGCUGUCAGCACAGUCAAUCUGCUCGAUACGAUCGUCAAGUGCGAGACCAAGAUACAGACUCGAGUGAAGAUUGGCUUGAACUCGAAGAUGCCUUCCCGUUUCCCACCCGCCGUCUUCUACACGCCAAAGGAACUCGGUGGUCUUGGUAUGAUCUCUGGAUCGCACAUUCUCAUCCCAGCAUCCGACAAGCGAUGGAGCAAACAGACUGACAGUGGUGUCUCUCACUUCCGUGCCGGUAUGAGCCACGACGAGGAGACGCUCAUCCCCAACAUCUUCCGAUACAUCAUUCCAUGGGAGGCGGAAUUCAUCGACUCGCAACGUGUCUGGACCGAGUACUCACAGAAGCGUUUGGAAGCUAACCAGCAGAACCGACGAUUGACACUGGAAGAUCUCGAGGACUCGUGGGAUCGUGGUUUACCCAGAAUCAAUACGCUCUUCCAGAAGGAUCGCUCUACGCUCUCCUUCGACAAGGGUUUCAGAGCUAGGACCGAGUUCAAGCUGUACCAGCACAUGAAGAGCAAUCCCUUCUGGUGGACUUCGCAGCGACAUGACGGCAAACUGUGGCAACUCAAUGCCUAUCGUACAGACGUUAUCCAGGCACUUGGCGGUGUCGAGACCAUUCUCGAGCACACUCUCUUCAAGGCAACAGCAUUCCCAAGCUGGGAAGGCUUGUUCUGGGAGAAAGCCUCCGGUUUCGAAGAGAGCAUGAAGUUCAAGAAGCUCACAAACGCCCAGCGGUCUGGUCUGAACCAGAUCCCCAACCGUCGAUUCACCCUCUGGUGGAGUCCUACCAUCAACCGUGCCAACGUCUACGUCGGUUUCCAGGUCCAGCUUGACUUGACUGGUAUCUUCCUUCACGGAAAGAUUCCCACCCUCAAGAUCUCGCUGAUUCAGAUCUUCCGUGCCCAUUUGUGGCAGAAGAUCCACGAGUCGGUUGUCAUGGAUUUGUGUCAAGUGUUCGAUCAAGAGCUUGAAGCUCUUGGAAUUGAGACUGUCCAGAAGGAGACGAUCCAUCCGAGAAAGAGUUACAAGAUGAACUCUUCGUGCGCUGACAUCCUGCUCUUCGCCUCGCACAAGUGGAGCGUGAGCAACCCAAGCUUGCUCUACGACACCAAGGACAACAUGGGCUUGACGACGACGAACAAGUUCUGGAUCGAUGUGCAGCUUCGCUACGGAGAUUACGAUUCCCACGACAUUGAGCGAUACGUUCGUGCGAAGUACCUUGACUACACCACCGAUAGCCAGUCGAUCUACCCAUCGGCGACCGGUCUCAUGGUCGGUAUCGAUCUGGCGUACAACCUGUACUCUGCCUAUGGUCAGUACUUCCCUGGUCUCAAGCAGCUGGUGCAGCAGGCCAUGGCCAAGAUCAUGAAAGCCAACCCUGCUUUGUACGUGCUGCGCGAGCGUAUUCGAAAGGGUCUGCAGCUCUACGCAUCUGAAAGCAACCAGGAGUUCCUCAACUCUCAGAACUACUCUGAGCUGUUCAGCAACCAGAUCCAACUCUUUAUUGACGACACCAACGUCUACCGAGUCACCAUUCACAAGACGUUCGAAGGCAACUUGACGACGAAGCCCAUCAACGGCGCCAUCUUCAUCUUCAACCCGAGAACUGGCCAGCUCUUCCUCAAGAUUAUUCAUACGAGCGUUUGGGCGGGUCAGAAGCGUCUGGGUCAGCUCGCCAAGUGGAAGACGGCCGAAGAAGUGGCAGCACUCAUUCGUUCCUUGCCGGUUGAAGAGCAGCCCAAGCAGCUCAUCGUCACGAGAAAAGGUCUGCUCGAUCCGCUUGAAGUGCACUUGCUGGACUUCCCCAACAUCAGCAUCCGCGCGUCUGAGCUUCAACUCCCAUUCCAGGCUGCGAUGAAAGUGGAGAAGCUUGGAGACAUGAUUCUGCGUGCGACCGAGCCUCAGAUGGUGCUGUUCAACCUCUACGACGAGUGGCUGAAGAGCAUCUCCUCGUACACUGCCUUCUCUCGUCUGAUUUUGAUUCUGCGCGCACUGCACGUCAACCAGGACAAGACGAAGUUGCUGCUGCGACCGGACAAGACUGUCAUCACACAGGAGCAUCACAUUUGGCCUACUCUAUCAGACGACGACUGGGUCAAGGUCGAAGUGCAGCUUCGUGAUCUCAUCUUGAAUGACUACGGCAAGAAGAACAAUGUCAACACCUCGUCGCUCACGAACAGUGAGAUUCGAGACAUCAUUCUUGGUAUGGAGAUCAGUGCUCCAAGCAUGCAGAGACAGCAGGCCGCCGAAAUUGAGAAGCAGCAACAAGAUCAGCAGCAGCUCACUGCCGUCACGACCAAGACGCAGAACGUGCAAGGCGAAGACAUGAUCGUCACGACCACUUCAGCGUACGAGCAGCAGAGCUUCGCUUCCAAGACCGAGUGGCGGACCCGAGCCAUUGCGACAAGCAACCUGCGCACGAGAGCCAACAACAUCUACAUCUCGUCUGAAGAUAUCCGUGACGACGAGCAUCACUUCACAUACGUCAUGCCGAAGAACAUCCUUAAGCGCUUCAUCGCCGUGGCAGAUUUGCGUGUACAGGUGGCUGGAUAUCUUUACGGUGUCAGUCCACCUGACAACAAGCAGGUCAAGGAGAUCAAGUGUAUCGUCAUGGUACCACAGGUUGGCAGCACUCGCGACAUUCAGCUUCCACGCAACCUGCCAGAGAAUGAGAUGUUGAAUGGACUUGAGCCUCUGGGUGUCCUUCAUACUUCUGCUGGAAACGAGACGAAGUACAUGACUGCUCAGGAUGUCACCCAGCACGCCAAGCUGAUGGCCGCACAUCCAACCUGGGAUCGCAAGACUGUGACCAUGACCGUCAACUUCACGCCAGGAUCCGUCUCGUUGUCUGCCUGGUCCCUCACACCCAACGGCUACCAGUGGGGCGCCGAGAACAAGGACCUCUCCUCCGACCAGCCCGCCGGCUUCUCCACCAACAUGGGCGAGAAGUGCCAGCUGCUGCUGUCCGACAAGAUUCGCGGCUACUUCCUCGUCCCCGAAGACGAGCGCUGGAACUGGAGCUUCCUGGGCAGCGGCUUCGGCGAUCGCGAGAAGGGCCGUGUGUACGUGAACGUGGGUGUGCCUCGGCGCUUCUACGACGACGUGCACCGUCCGAUUCAUUUCCAGAACUUUGCGGAGUUGGAGGAUGUUUGGGUCGAUCGGAGCGAUAAUUUGGCUUAG